CGACACUUUUCCUCUGAGCAGCAGUUUCAUGCUCCCCUUUGCAACCGAAACACUCGAAACUCCGUCGUUACUUCUAAAUCCUUCUUCUCCUUCUCCUUCUGAGACUCUUCUGUCCCUCUCUUCCCCCAGCCUCAACCUCAACCUCAACGCCAACGCCAGCCCUCGAAUCUCCAGCUUUCCCAUCCUUCCAAGGUCUCACCUGUCUACCCACCUGUGUCUCCUCCUGUCGUUGGGCCCAGAACCAACCCGAAUCCAAGUCGACGGGCUAGAUUGCCCUCUCCACUGUUGAUCCAGCCUCGGGCCUCCCAGAUAUCCACCCUCCGCCGAUUCCCUACGGAGCCUGCGGUGCUAGACCUCACCUUUUUCUUCUCAAUCCUGCCUCGAUCGACACUCGCUUCUGCUCUCAUAUACCCUUUACUUUCUUCACGCUCGUUCACCUCGCCGAACCUGGUGUAGGGACUACGCUCACUACCAUCACCUGAAACCGACAGGCAAUCACCACCCGAAUCCCGAAUCCCACCUGCUCGAUUCGUCUAGCCCCCUUUCCCAUAUCUCUCCUCGACACGGAGCUCUGCUGGCACUGCUAACCACAUUCAUCUCCUCCCGACUUCCGCUAGUCCAUCACAAAGACCCAUUGACUUGGUGUCUUGAUGUCCCAGAAAUCCAUGACCUCCACCAGUUUCCAGCUCUCUGGUCGUCAUCCAUCUGCAACGAGUGGUUUCCCAAAGCUCCAACCUGAGCCUGCCAACCACCCGGUACCAGUAGCUAUGCAGUGAUUUGAACCUGUCCCCCCCUCCAGCCCUACUCAAUGGAUUCCCGUUCCACAAGGUAUCGGUCACUCGACGCAAAGGUUGUUGAGCCGCCUCCCAAAGCCAGGGAACGGCACAACUCGGCCCCCACUGUUGAUCGACGUAAAGACCAGCACCACCAGAGGCGUCCAUCCGCCGUUGUCAAACCCUCUGAUGCCAGCCACCGAAGCUCAAAACCCCAUGCUCGGGUUGACUCUUUGACUUCUCCAGACCGUAGCACAAACACCCGACGCUCAGAUCGCCAUCAACUCUCUGGCUAUUCCCUCGAGGCGAAGAUACCGAACAAGGCAAGUGACUCGGAGUCGACCUCGUCCAUCAACUUGUUGGUACUGGGCUCUCGCAACUCAGGCAAAACCACAUUUAUUCGAAACGCUAUUGGAAAAGAGCGGUCUCGUACCUCGAUUGAAGUCCGCAUCAGAGACAGGUGCUAUCAGAUCCAACUCUUCGAGCUGCUCUUUGAGGAUGUCGACUUCAGUAGCGAGCGAAGAAUCGAAUGGCCACCGUACCUAAAUGGGGCUCCUCUGCCCGAAAUUGACGGUGUGUUCUGUCUAUACGACGUCUCUGACAAGGAAAGCGUCGCCGACGUCCCGGCUGCAUUGACCUCCAUGACCAAUACUGGCGUGCCUUGUAUGCUUGUUGCUGCCAAAUGCGACGUUAAGGACGAAUCUCGUCAGAUCAGUCCGCGUUUCCAUGAGACUCUCCGUCGCAAUCUUGCCAAGGUUGCCAUUGCCGAAAUCUCCCUCAGAUCACCUGAGAACACCAAGCAGUGUUUUCUUGCAAUGAUUCACCGAGUCAUUGCUUCUCCGCGAGCAUCUAUUCGAGCAAGCAAGUCGUCAUAUACCUCCACCGAGUCUGCAGGCAGCCAGCGCGUCGUCUCAAGAGACCCGUCGCCAAAGACCGCUCGAAGUAGAAGCCGAUCCAAUAGUCGAUUGCAAGUAUCCAAGUCCAAGGAGCUGCUGCUGAAUCUUUCAGUGCGACAAGCACUAGUCGAGUCCGAGAACGAAUAUAGUCAAUCAUCAGAAACGGAGGAUGUAGCUCCGGCCGGUCGCAAGGCCAAACUCAGGCUGGAUACAACCGCUGUUCCUCAAUCCCAGCGCCGUCCAGCGGAACCCCACACACCAAUAUCUUCCGGUGACUAUACUGGCAAAUUGACGUCUCUUGAAACCUCAACAACAGCAGUACCCGAAACGCCCGAUUCCUAUUAUGUAAAAUCAAUGCUUCGCCCUGAGUCGACAUCCACCGUUGACAGCCGAGCGUAUCAAACCUUCCUCAACAUGGACGAAGACUCGCAUGACCUCUCCCCUCGGACUGAAGUUGAAGCUUUGGCCUCGACUUUGGGCAGCCUCAAAGUUGACGAAGGCUCAAACACAGAGCGCGGGGUCCCUUUUCAGGAGUUGGUCGACAAGCUCCUCUUGUUGCCGACGAACAAGACGGAUUCCAAAUUUGUUCCGUCGUUUUUGUGUCUGUACCGUGCCUUUGCAACCCCCCAAAAGCUGCUUACCGCCAUUAUUGACCAGUUCAUGAAGGUGGAACAGAGUAAGAUGGUUCACUUCACCAAGGUCGCAGAGAUGCUUCGCUACCUGCAGGUGUUGGCUCAAUGGACUGCCACGUACCCCGGAGAUUUUUCUCCUGGCCCUGCUCGUGAUAUCGCUAUCCCAUUUGUGCAAAGCAUCGAAAAGAGCAAGGUGUUCGCCCCUGCUGCCAGAGAGAUUAGCAACAACCUGGAUACUAUCAUUCCUGAUGAAGAUUUGGAUUGGGCCUUUGAUGACUCUCCCUUUCCGUCAGGCAAAAAAGGUGGCUCCAGCACCCACCACAAAGCAGGCACAUCGUCGUCAUCAUCGACCCUGGUUCCGUCGCCGAGCACAGAGAAUAUGACGAGAUCAAGUCGUAGGGGACGACGAGAAGAAGGCGACAGUGAUGACGAUCCUGACGGGACAAAUUCAUCUGCACGCGGUUCCAAUGUCCCUUCAACAUCUUCCAGCAUGAUCAGAUCAAGCAAUCCCUCCAGUCAAUCAUACGCAAACUUUCUACAGUUGGAAAAUGCAAAACUGGAAGCGGAAAGAUUCAGGCCAGUGCCUCGUUUUCGCCUCAGUAAAUUUCAAUGGCAUCUAUUCAUGGAAAGCACCCUCGAUGAUCUUGCUAGGGAAAUUACACGGAUGGAUUGGACAGUGUACUCGGCAAUCAGACCCCGGGACUUUGUUCGGCACGUCUCUAUCUCCACAUCACAGAAAAGGAAAUCCAGCUCAGGCGACAACAUCGGUGCCAUGGUGAAAAACUUCAACCAUUUGGCAUUAUUUGUUUCGGGCAUGAUUCUCCUCCGAGACAAGCCAAAACACCGAGCAAGAGCUUUGGAGAAAUUUAUGGCACUUGCAUGGAAAGUGAGGCAAUUGAAUAAUUAUAACUCCCUCGGUGCUAUCGUGGCGGGCAUCACUGGCCAUGAGAUUGCUCGAUUGGGUGCGACCCGAGAUCUGAUACCGCCAGAGGUCCAGAAGCAAUUUCUGAGACUGACUAUUCUGAUGGGUAUAUCAAGAUCUCACGCCGCAUAUCGCAUGGCUUGGGACAAUUCUCCGGGGGAACGAAUCCCGUUUCUCCCACUUGUCCGACAAGAUCUUACUAUGGCAGCUUCAGCCAACCAGACAUUUAUCGGCACAAACAUCAAUUGGAAGAAAUUUGAGAUCAUGGGAGAUGUCAUUGUUGGCAUCCAACGAAGUCUGGAAAAUCCCUACAGCUUCCCGGCAAGGUCCGUUCGGACUGAUGAGAUAACCAAGUUGAUAUUGGAAACCAGGAUCGUUGAGGAGUCAGAGGACUCUGCAGACCCACGCAGCGAGCUAUACGACCGAAGUGUACAGGUGGAACCACAACAGACCGGGAUGGAUCCUAGAAAAAAGUUCGAUUGGUUACGGCGUUAAUGACGGGAAAGAUUACCGUUGCAUGAAGCGACGGUCCUGUGAAAAGUUACGACCAACAAGUCAAAUAUUGGUGUACAGAGAAUUCGGUAUGAAGAUAGAAAGGGAGGCUGGGGAGCUUUGAACAAGUCUCUUGAAGAUGCAGGCGCACUGUUGGCACUAUGAGAUUAUGAUUUACGACAAAAGAGUUAUGAUGUUACAAGUGACUGGUUACGGAGUUCGGGCAGGAAUGAGGAGGACAUCGUUGUCAAAGACCUACAUUGCUCUAUAGUGAGGCACCUGGAGGAGUUUCAUUUCAUGGCCGAGGUUGGAGGCGUAACACUCUAACAUGUCGGUGUGGGAAGCGAAAAGUCAGCCGUCGUCCUGCAAGGACUGCGCACAUUGCGGGAUACCUGUCGAAGGGACCAUUUCAGCGUGAAGAGCUGGGAGCAACCAUGGGAUCGAUAUCAGAGUGGCAUCUCCCGGGUCCUGGCGAUGCUAGAUCGAGAAGGAAGAUGAAAAUCAGGCGAAAGAAUGGCUCUCGAUACGUCGACAAGCCACCAGGUAUAACGGUGGGAGGUCUUUGUUUUGAAGGACUUGAUGGCCAGAGAUGGCGGAUUGCUUUGGUACUGGGAUGCGUAUGCUCUCGGUGGGUCAAAAAGCUUGGACUUCCUCAAGCGGGACAGAAGAGUGGCGGCAUUUCUGCUUUUUCUCGUGCUUCUUGCGACGUGAUAGGAAGACAAAAGAGUUUCGAUGCAACUGCCGCCAAGGCUUUUGCAGAGCCUAUAUAUGUAUGUCCUUAGAAAUACUGGAGCCAAACUGGUGCAAGAAGAAAUUGUUCCCGUG
This is a messenger RNA of Cladophialophora immunda, 4540 nucleotides long. RefSeq lists its product as uncharacterized. The transcript has 5 exons. The record is from RefSeq and is a predicted model, not a curated record. Lineage: Eukaryota; Fungi; Ascomycota; Eurotiomycetes; Chaetothyriales; Herpotrichiellaceae. Gene Ontology annotation, molecular function: guanyl-nucleotide exchange factor activity; GTPase activity; GTP binding. Gene Ontology annotation, biological process: Ras protein signal transduction; positive regulation of GTPase activity. The coding region runs from base 809 to 3718 and encodes 969 amino acids. Gene Ontology annotation, cellular component: plasma membrane.